Molecule: messenger RNA, 1809 nt
Organism: Oncorhynchus mykiss (rainbow trout)
Lineage: Eukaryota; Metazoa; Chordata; Actinopteri; Salmoniformes; Salmonidae
Product: HIG1 domain family member 1A, mitochondrial
Biological process (GO): mitochondrial respirasome assembly
Cellular component (GO): mitochondrion
Source: RefSeq, a predicted model, not a curated record
AAUUGCCUUUAAACCUCACCGAAGAAGAAUAUAGGAAUAUUGCGUAUUACGGAUACGAUAAAUUGAUUUGACUUCGAAGGCUGGAAUAGACAGCAACAGGUAGCCGAAGAGAGCGUCUUCAGCAUUUAACCGGAUCGUUCGACAGAGCACGAAUUUACCAUGUCCUCCAACAACAAUUUUUCAUCAUUUGAUGAGAAUGAAUCAAAAUUUAUGAGGAAAGCAAAGGAGUCGCCGUUUGUCCCAAUAGGCAUGGCAGGAUGUGCUGCAGUGGUAACCUUUGGUCUGUGGAGGCUGAAGUCACGGGGGAACACAAAGAUGUCAGUCCACCUCAUCCACAUGCGUGUUGGAGCUCAAGGCUUUAUAGUAGGCGCAAUGACAUUAGGGGUGAUCUACUCCAUGUACAAAGAAUACGGUGCCCACAAGGACCUGGGUAAAGACGGCAAGUGAGCCAAUCAGCAACUGGCUUGACCAGAGAACGCAUCAAGCCUGCCAUUCCUGCAUUGUACUUUUUAAAAUAGAAGUCCUAGAAUGGAUCAUAUCUGUCAAAGUAACAUUCCAUUGAUGGCAAGUAAUUUAUACUGAACAAACAUAUAAACACAACAUGCAACAAUUUCAAAGAUUUUACUGAGUUACAGUUCAUAUAAGGAAAUCAGUCAAUUGUAAUAAAUUCAUGAGGCCCAAAUCUAUAGAUUUCACAUGGCUGGGCAGGGAUGCAGCCAUGGGUGGGCCUGGGAGGGCAUAGGCCCACCCAAUCAGAAUUAGUUUUUCCCUGCAAAAGGGCUUUAUUACAGAAAUACUCCUCAGUUUCAUCAGCUGUCCAGGUGGCUUGUUUCAGACAAUACCGCAGGUGACGAAGCCAGAUGUGGAGAUCCUGGGCUGGCGUGGUUACACUUGGUCUACGGUUUUGAGGCCAUUUGGAAGUACUGCCAAAUUCUCUAAAACGACAUUGGAGUCUGCUUAUGGUAGAAAUUAACAUUUAUUUCUCAGGCAAUAGCUUUGGUGGACAUUCCUCCAGUCAGUAUGCCAAUUGCAUAUGCCCUCAACUUGAGACAUCUGUGGCAUUGUGUUGUGUGCCAAAACUGCACAUUAUUAGUGGCCUUGUCCCCAGCACGAGGUGCACCUGUGUAAUGAUCAUGCUGUUUAAUCAGCUUCUUGAUAUGCCACACCUCUCAGGUGGCUGGAUUAUCUUGGCAAGUGAGAAAUGCUCACUAACAGGGAUGUAAACACAUUUGUGCAUAGAAUGAGAGAACACUUUUGCUUAUAGAACAUUUCUGGGCUCUCUAAUUUUUGCUCAUCAAACUUGGGACCAACACUUUACGUUUUAUAUUUUUCUGUAUAUUUUGGAUGAGGUUGUCUUUUUGUUUAGUAGCAUUUCAAUCUGGCAAUGACUUUGAAAAAGUAUAUACAUGUCAGGAAAUUGGCCAGCACAUCCAUUGUGUGUUCUAUUUAUCAUUCUCUCUGCUAGACAGCUGCUGUAAACCACUAGUAAAAUAUCACCUUUUAGGUAACUAAACCCAUAGACUACUAUAGUUAAUCCAUACACUGAUCCUCGCCAUGAGUUAUUUGUGUGUGUGUGUGUAUAUCUAGCUUAUUUACUUUGACAUGUGUGAACUGUUUUUAUUCUACAGGAACAGAAGUAGGUUGUACUUUCAACUAACUAUCCACACACUAACUAGUCUAACGAGAAGUAUUGGCAAAAAACCUUAUCAAGCUAAGGUGGUCACUCUGUCCAGCCUCACUGUUCAUGAGUUUGUACUUUGAAAAAUAAAUAUAUAUUUUAAAGUGACCAGAAAUAUUUUUUGAGCAUAA